AAUCCAAAACUGAGCCGGAAAUGCUCCCGGAGAGGAUCGUGGAGGGUGUCCGGAAGGAUUUAUCAUUCCCUAACUUUGGCCAGAUGGAGGAGGAGACUGCGAGGAAGAGGAAGAUGCUCUGGGACACCCAGGCAGGGAAUGACCUGCACACAGAGACCAGGGAAGACAAAUCCCCAUGUCAGAACCUUGGGGAAGAGGCUGUUUUAAGCAGCUCCACAGCACAGGAAGUCACCAAGGAGGAAAAGCCCCCGAGAUCCUCCAUGAGGCGCAGCUUCAAACCCAGCCCAGGGAGCUCUGAGGAGGAAAGACCCAUCCUGUGCCGGGAAGGCAGCCAGAGCUUCAGCCAGAGCUCAGAGCUGGUGAUCCAUGAGCAGCUUCCUGACAGGGAGAAGCCCUACAAGUGCUUGGACUGUGGGAAGAGCUUCAGCUGGAGCUCCCACCUGAUCCGCCACCAGAAGAUCCACACUGGGGAACGUCCCUACACAUGUGGGGAAUGUGGGAAGAGCUUCAGCCAGAGCUCUGACCUGGUGGUCCACCAGCGCCUUCACACAGGGGAACGCCCCUACAAGUGCUUGGAAUGUGGAAAGAACUUCAGCAAGAGGUCCAGCCUCACAUACCACCAGCGCUUCCACACUGGGGAACGGCCACACAUUUGCUUGGAAUGUGGGAAGGGCUUUAUCCAGAGCUCCCACCUCAUCAGCCACCGCCGGCUGCACACUGGGGAACGGCCAUAUAACUGCUUGGAGUGUGGGAAGAGCUUCAACCGCAGCUUCAGCCUUGUCAUCCACCAGCGUGUCCACACUGGGGAACGGCCCUACGAGUGCCAUGAGUGUGGGAAGAGGUUUCAGACCAGCUCCGAUCUCCUCAUGCAUCAGCGGAUGCACGCAGGGGAGAGGCCCUUCCGCUGCUCUGAUUGUAGGAAGGGUUUCAUCCGUAGCUCUGACCUGGUCAAGCACUGGCGCAUCCACACUGGGGAGAGGCCCUACAGGUGCUUGAAGUGUGGGAAGAGCUUCACCCAGAGUUCUGCUUUGACCUCACACCAACGGACCCACUGGUAAGAGAAGCUCUACAAGCGCUCCAGCUGCGGGAAGAGCAUUGGAGGAUCCAUGCUGGGCACUGAGCUGAAGGCAGAGAUCAAGGAGGAGAAAUCCCCCUGGCAGAACAUUGCAGAUGAGGCUGUUUUGAGUCCCUCCACAGCACAGGAAGCCAAUGAGGAAGAGAAGCCCCAGAGAUCCCGCACAAGGAGGGGCUGCAAACCCAGCCCAGGGUGCUCCAAGGAGGAAAGAGACCCCCUGUGCCAGGAAGGUGGCCAGAGCUUCACCUGGAGCUCAGAGCUGGUGAAGAAGCCUCACGUGGGGGAGAAGUCCCACAUAUGCUUGGAAUGUGGGAAGAGCUUUGGCCGGAGCUCCCACCUCCUCCGCCACCAGAUGAUCCACACGGGGGAACGCCCCUUUGAAUGCUUGGAAUGUGGGAAGAGCUUCGGCCGGAGCUCCUGUCUGAUCCGCCAUCAGGUAAUUCACACAGGGGAACGGCCCUACAACUGCAAGGAAUGUGGGAAAAGCUUCAAUGACCGCUCCAACCUCCUCACCCACCAGCGCCUGCACUCCAGGGAACGGCCCUUUGAGUGUUGGGAGUGUGGGAAGAGCUUCAGCACCAGGUCUGACCUGAUUCAGCAUCAGAAGAUCCACAGUGGAGAACGGCCCUAUGAGUGUCCUGAGUGUGCAAAGAGAUUUCGGACCAGCUCCCAUCUCCUUCUGCAUCAGCGCAUUCACACGGAUGAGAGGCCCUUCCGCUGCCCCAACUGUGGGAAGGGCUUCAAACGUAACUCCCACCUCACCCUGCACCGGCGCAUCCACACCAGGGAGAGGCCCUACGAGUGUCCUGAGUGUGGGAAGAGCUUCUCCAGCAGCUCUGGCUUGACCCAACACCAGCACCUGCACACUGGGGAGCAGCCCUAUAAAUGCAGGGAACAUAGGAAGAGCUUCAGCCGGAGUUCCACCUCCUCUCUCUCCCACCAGCUUGUCCACACUGGGGAGCGGCCCUACCAGUGCCCCAGCUGCAGAAAGAGACUCAGCUUCAGAUCCCACCUGGUCUACCACCAGAAGAUCCACAGUGAGGAACAGCCCUACAAGUGUCCUGAGGAGUGGCCCUUCUGCUGCCCUGACUGUGGGAAGGGCUUCAAGCACAACUCCACUCUCAUCACCCACUGGUGCAUCCACACCAGGGAGAGGCCCUACGAGUGUCCUGAGUAUGAGAAGAGCUUCUCCUACAGCUCUGCCUUGAUUUCACCCUAA
Agelaius phoeniceus (red-winged blackbird) is the source of this 2294-nucleotide messenger RNA. RefSeq lists its product as uncharacterized. The record is from RefSeq and is a predicted model, not a curated record. Gene Ontology annotation, cellular component: nucleoplasm. NCBI's taxonomy places the organism in Eukaryota, Metazoa, Chordata, Aves, Passeriformes, Icteridae. Gene Ontology annotation, molecular function: DNA-binding transcription repressor activity, RNA polymerase II-specific; RNA polymerase II cis-regulatory region sequence-specific DNA binding. Gene Ontology annotation, biological process: negative regulation of transcription by RNA polymerase II; regulation of immune system process; regulation of cytokine production.